UGAGGUUGAAUAAGCAAUUAUACAGAUUGUGUAUAUAUUGGACUAUCUCUGAUUGUCCUGAGGUGGUUUCGAGAAAUCAGUUGCUUCAUCCUCCAUUCGGCCAACAUCAUCAUCAUGAGGGUUACGGUAAUCGGAGCCACGGGCGAAACGGGCAGCGCAGUUGUGGACGGGCUGCUCAAUUCGCCCGAAGUCACCUUCGAUGUAACGGCUUUGAUUCGGCCCGCCUCCAUGAGCAAGCCAUCAGUACUCCGGCUGCAAGACAGAGGUGUCCAUACAACGCCAUUUGAUAUCGACAAGCCCAUCGAGGAGCUCGCAGCUCAGCUACAAGGUGUGGACGUACUCAUUAGCUGUCUUCUGAUGAACGAAACGCUCCUUGCGGACGCUGCAAAGAAAGCAGGAGUCAAGCGCUUCGUUCCUUGCUGGUGGGCGACAGUAAUGCCCAGAGGUUUUCUAUCUCUGCGUGACGGGAAAGAAGCCUUGUUGGACCAUAUUCGGAGACUCCAUCUGCCCUACACAGCCAUCGAUGUUGGAUGGUGGUACCAGAUCAGCCUCCCACGAUUGCCCUCAGGCCGGCUUGAUCGUAAUCUCCUGCUCUACAGCGCAUACAUUCCAGGAGACGGUAGCGUUCCCUCCGGUAGAACCGAUCGCAGAGACAUUGGGAAAUAUGUCGCCCGUAUUAUAGCAGACCCGCGCACUUUGAACCGCAAGGUCUUUGCGUACACGGAUCUCCGCACCCACAACGAAGUCUAUGACACAGUUGAACAGCUCAGCGGGGAACAAAUUCCUCGAAUUCACCGCACGGCCGAAGAGGUCGAAGCCGAGAUUGCAAAGUCAAAGGAUGAUCCCGAAAGGUUUCUCGACCAUUACCACUAUUCAUACCACAUGUCGUGUGACAUUAAGGGAGAGAACACGCCGGAAUACGCACGAUAUUUAGGCUACCUUGUCGCUAAGGACCUCUACCCUGACUUACAUGGCAUCUCCUUUGAAGACUUUGUCAAAGAGACGCUUGAGAAGGGUUUGGAGCCCAUGUAUGAGAUGAACCGGGACGUCAUGCUGAAGUAUGGUACACUUGCCUUUAGAGGCGCAAAUUUGAAGGAUUCAGCUUAG
Colletotrichum destructivum is the source of this 1107-nucleotide messenger RNA. Its product is annotated as Putative NmrA-like domain, NAD(P)-binding domain superfamily. Bases 115 to 1107 code for a protein of 330 amino acids. The record is from RefSeq and is a predicted model, not a curated record. The transcript is spliced from 4 exons. NCBI's taxonomy places the organism in Eukaryota, Fungi, Ascomycota, Sordariomycetes, Glomerellales, Glomerellaceae.